ACCUCCCACGCCGCACCUCUCGCCAUGCUGCUCGCUCCCACGCUCGUGUGGUGUGCUACCCACUCCCCACGCUGGCACCUUGCAAUAGCCACGUUGGCACUGUCAGCAUCAGCCAUCUCAGCCACGUCAGCAGGGCUGGGCCCCUUUCAACACGCAGUUCCUUCAGAGGCUGCGCUGCAGCUCCAGCUCUUCCUGCUCGCACUCCUCCUGCUGGCGCACCUGCUCUCGCCCCUCGCCACCUCCCUGCGCCUGCCAUGCACCCUCUGCCACGCCACUGCCAGUGCUGCAGCUGCAGCAGCAGCAGCGCACACGCAGCAGCUGGCAGUGCUGCAGGCGGAGGUGCGGUGCGGGCGCGAGGCAGUGCGGGCGGCAGGGGAGGGGAUGCGGGCGGCGGGGGAGGCGAAGGUGCAGUUCAUGGCGAACAUGAGCCACGAGAUCCGCACGCCCCUCCACGCCAUCCUCGCCAUGACCGACCUCGCCCUCGACCACCCCCUCCCCCCCGACGCCCGCGACCACCUCGACACCGUGCUGCAGUCCGCCAACCACCUGGGCCUGGCCUUCCAGUGGGAGGUGGAUGCUGCUGUGCCGCCCGUGCUGCUGGGGGAUGCCAUGCGCCUCAGACAGUGCCUGCCCUUCGCCCCGCACCUCCUCCCGCCCAACAUGGCCCUCAUGCACCUCCCACCCGCCCACUCCCCUUCCUCCCCUUCCUCCACAUUUCCUGCUCAAGCCGCCUCUCCGCCACACCAUUCUCCCACCACCACCACCACCAACCCCGCCACCCUCUCCUCUGCCACCUCUUCUCCUGCCACGGACCUUCCCCCCUCGCCCUCCGCCUCUGCCGCCCCCAACGGCCUGUAUGGUGCACGUGGCGGUGGGAGUGGGCCAGAGGGCGCAGCAGUGCGAGGGGGGGUCGGAGUGGCGCUGCUGUUCACCGUGCGAGACACAGGCGCGGGCAUUGCGGAGGGGCAGCAGCGGCGCAUAUUCCAGUCGUUUGAGCAGGCCGACUCCUCCAUGUCGCGCCAGCACGGCGGCACGGGGCUCGGCCUCUCCAUCACCUCCAGGCUCGUUCACAUGAUGGGCGGCAGCAUUUGGCUGCACUCGUGUCUUGGCACCGGCAGCACUUUUGCCUUCUCGGCCACCUUUGCUGCUUCCUCCCUCGCCCCCUGCUCCCCCCGCCAUGCGGCCCCUCCUCCCCCCCGCCGCACGGUGAGUGCGGAGGAGCUCGACCGCCGCCUCGCCCUCGACGCCCUCUCGCUGUCGCUCCUUCCCUCCCUCCCCCACCGCUCCUCCUCCCGCUCCCUGGCGCCCGCCCUCUCCCCCUCCUCCGCCACCUGCCCUGCCCCCUCGCUCACGGCCCGCCUGCCUGCUGCUGAGCGCAAGGGGUGGGGCGAGGAAAGGCGGGCAGAAGGCGGCUUGGAUGCAGCAGCAGGUGUGGCGGGGGAGCAAGCAGCAGGAGUGCGGGAAGGAAAGGCAGAGGUCUCAGGAGGCGAGAGCAGAGGCAUGUAUGCGAGGGCUGUCACAGCAGGGGUUGGAGGUGGUAGGGGUAGGGUGCAGCAGUUGAGGGGCGGUGAGAGCAGGGCUGGGCGCAGCAGGCGGCGAACACAGAGCUUCACAUGUGGGGAUGCGGCCACAGGGCGCAUGCUGGACGACGUGCUGCUGCGCGCGCGUGAGGAGCAGCAAGCAAUUGAGGAGCAGCACGCUCGCCAGGAGCACCAGGCAGCCAAGCUGCCUCCCGCCAGGCUGACUGCUACUGCUUCCCACACUCAGGGCGCCCCUGCCCCUGCCCAGGAGCAGGAACAGCAGCAGCUGCAGCUAGCAUCGUCUGGAUUGGAACGAAGUAGCAGUGAGGGGUUUACAAUGCGGCGGCGGCCUCUGCUUGUGGUUCGAGGGAGGACUCGGUCCAUGGAGUGUGGUGGGGCAGGGGAGAGCAGGGAGUGGGGCAGUGUGGGCGCGGAGGACAUUGUGAGCGUGCAGAUGAGAGGCAGGGAGGCUACUGGCAGAGGCUCAGGUGGCGCCACCGCCAGUGAGAGCAGUGGUGGCGACGAGGGCAGGCCGCCCGGCAGCAGUCCUCGGCAUGUGCCGCCCCGCCUCAAGUCGUGGGGUCCCGGCAGUGGCAGUGGCAGUGGCAGUGGCAGUGGCAGUGGCAGUGGCAGUGGCAGUGGCAGUGGAGUGCGCAUGGCAGGCAGUCCGCACACAGGGGCGGGUGCCAGGGGCAUAGGGGCCAGAAGCGUUAGCAGCAGAGCAGCAGCCAGCGGGUCCAGCAGCCCUCAUGCACACGCCGGUGCUAGUGGUGGUGGUGGGGCCGAUAGCGCUGCCCGCGUGGUGCCUGGUGGGGCGGAGGCAGGAGUGGCAAAGCUGAGCCGGGUGGUGGAGAGGGAGGACGAGGGGGGGAGCGAGGAGGACGGCCCGGGGGGCAGGUCAGGGCAGCGCAGGAGGAGAGAGAGGCGAGCACAGGUAGGUGGUGCUGGGCGCCUGGCAGCAAUGGAGGGCAGUGCGCAGGAGCAGCGGGGGGCUGGUGUGGGCACGGAAGGGUGGCAGGGCGGUGGGCAGGCUGUGGGGAUGCAAAGGGGAGAUGAGGGGCUGCAGAAGGGGUUGGGUGCAUCUCAGGAGGAAGGAGGCGAGGUGGGAUGGAGAGGCAAGCAUGUAUGGCGGGCCCCUCCCUUGUCGGUGGAUGUGAGUGGGUGUGGGGAAGAGGCAGCAGCUGGGGUGGGCAGCAGCAGCAGGUUUGACGAGUCACUGCCUGCGCCUGGGACGCACAAUGACAAGUCGGAUGCCUCGCCACCAGCGUUAGGCAGUGCCGGCCACGCCCACGGUGAGCCACCCACCUGUGGCCGUGCCAGUGCCUCCCCUAUGCACCCACCCAUCCCUGCAGCAGCUGCGGCAUCACGGCCCAGGGCAGACUCGUCUGUGGCGUUGGGUCGGCAGCGUCAGCUGAAUGCUCGACAGCUCACUUUCCAGCUGCCCGAGGACGCCUCCCCCGACCACACGCCCUCCACGCCUACCUUUGUCCCUCGUAGAGCGUCUCAGGGGCCUCCUGCUGCCUCCACUCUUGCCUCCUCCACCCCUCCCUCCUCCGCGCUGCCCCCCCUGUCCCCCCGCCCCCUGCUCCCGGGCACCUCCCUGUGUGCGCUGCCCGAGCCCAGCACCAUGGAGCCGAGCACCAUGGACGCCAUAUAUGCGCGCAUCCAAGCAGCUGCUGCCGCCCAGCGCUCCCUCGCCCCCGCUCGCUCGCCCCGCACUGGCGCUUCUGCAGGCGCCGUGAGUCGCAGCUUCUCGCGCAGUAGGGAGCCUCCCCCCUUGGACGUGCCGACCACGCCGCUGUCGUCCUCGGCUCGGCGCACUGGCGGGGGCCUGACUCGGCAGAAGUCAGGCGGGCUGGCGCUGCUGCAGCGCCAGGGCACGGGGCUGGCCCGCCAGGGCACGGGGUUGGGGCGGCAGAUGAGCAUGAAGCUGAAGCAGAAGGUGCGCGCCGCCAGCCCGCGGGCGCUGCUGUCGUCGACGGCGCUGAACAUCCUGCUGGCAGAUGACAGCGUGGUGAACCAGAAGGUGGCGGUGCGCUUCCUCAAGAAGAAGGGGAUGGUGGCCGACGCCGUGGGCGACGGCGCUCAGGCCAUCCAGCGACUCUACCCCAAAGACGGCGGCAUCACGCCCUACGACCUGCUGCUGCUGGACGUGCAGAUGCCGGUGAUGGACGGUCUUCAGACAGUGCGAGUCAUCCGCGAGAAGGAAAUGGCAGAGAAGCUGCCCCAUCUUCCAGUCAUUGGCCUGACAGCCCAUGCAGCUGACGUGUACCGCGACCAGUGCAUAUCCGCAGGCAUGGACGGCUUCGUCUCCAAGCCGUUCACUGUGAAUCAGCUGCUGAGCAUGAUGCAGUCGGUGCUUGAAAAAUACUCGUAUAAACGACUCCCACCUGAAGCUAUGGCAUCAUAGUUGAAAUGCAACACGUUUACUGUACCUUUACAAAGAGUAAUUUAUUGCAGCUGAUCAGUCCUGUAUGUAUCAGAGAAACAACAGCUCAUAUGGUGUUUUCAGGAAGUUGAAUGUGCACCCUUGCAUUGUUGGAAACACA
Messenger RNA from Closterium sp. NIES-67, 4069 nucleotides. The record is from the annotation of a GenBank genome assembly. NCBI's taxonomy places the organism in Eukaryota, Viridiplantae, Streptophyta, Zygnematophyceae, Desmidiales, Closteriaceae.